This is a messenger RNA of Agrilus planipennis (emerald ash borer), 1819 nucleotides long. RefSeq names its product luciferin 4-monooxygenase-like. Gene Ontology annotation, molecular function: long-chain fatty acid-CoA ligase activity. NCBI's taxonomy places the organism in Eukaryota, Metazoa, Arthropoda, Insecta, Coleoptera, Buprestidae. Bases 227 to 940 code for a protein of 237 amino acids. The record is from RefSeq and is a predicted model, not a curated record. Gene Ontology annotation, biological process: long-chain fatty acid metabolic process; fatty-acyl-CoA biosynthetic process. The transcript is spliced from 3 exons.
ACCCUCGCGCCGCUGGCACUCCUCCAACUGAAAACGGAAAUUGGCUGAAGAGGGUCUUCCGCCCUACCUUCCAGCGUAGCCCGGAGGGAAUGCCCGAAAAUAACACUGUGAAGGAUUAUUCUCACUCAAUAUUCUGCAAGCUGUGUUCUUACCAUUUCCUUAUUUGGUUGAUGUAACAGAAUACUGUCAAAAUCAGAACAUAACCCUACAUUUGAAUGAAAUAACGAUGGGAGGAACACCAGUAACCGAAAAACACCUCCGCUUAGCAGCCGAAACGUUUCCAAACACCAGACUUUUAAAUUGUUACGGACAAACCGAAGUAGGACCAACAACAGCAUAUCCGAGACACGAAAAUUACGUAAAAUUAAUGAAAGAAAAGCUGUUUAAACUAUCCUGCGGUAAAACAGUACAAGGAGCUAUAAUUAAGAUUGCAGAUCUAACAACUGGAGAAGCAUUGGGACCGUAUCAAGAAGGUGAAGUUUGCGUAGGAGGUGCUUACAGAAUGAAUGGUUACUACAAUUUUAUUUCGCCUGACACAUAUGAUUCUGAAGGUUUCACCAGAACUGGUGAUAUCGGAUAUUAUGAUGAAGACGAAUACAUUUAUAUAGUUGAUCGAUGCAAAGAAAUGCUCAAAUAUAAAUCAUUUCCGGUAAGUCCUGCUUCCAUAGAAGACGUAUUAUCUCAUCAUCCGGCUGUUAAGCAAUCAGUUGUUUUCGGCAUUCCCCACGAAGUAGACGGAGAUCAUCCGAUUGCUUUAGUUGUACUCAAAAACGACGUAAAAGUUGAUCCAACGGAAAUUAAAAAAUUCGUCGAUGACAAAGUUGACGAUCGCAAGAGGCUAAGGGGAGGUGUAAAAAUUAUUAAAGAAAUACCUUUGAGUCCUACAGGCAAACCAGACCGAAGGCUUUUAAAAAAUAUGGUUUUAAACGGAGGGCUGUAACAGAAUGAGUACCGAAUUGUAGAUUUUUAUUGUACUAUUGUUAUUAUAAAUUAAUACCUAAUGUUGGUAGUAAAAUCUAAUAUUUCUUGGAAGAAAUUGGAAGAAAUAUUGGGACAGAAUGGUGUAAUGUAAUGGUUCGUAUAGUGCAGUCGAAAUAAGAAGGGAAAGUCCCCAAUAAAUAAUGCACACUAAAGGCAUAUCGUUUUUCUCGUUCUUACAAACGGAAGAUAUCCUGUCUUUACUCUCUAAACACGCCUCCUCCACAGCUGAGUCGAGACCUGCAGCUACGGUUCAUAAGAAUCAAUCGAAUAGAAUGAGACGGUUGAAAACGUGCUUGUCUUGUUGUCUGUACCUAUAUUAAAUGAGCAAAUUUGCAGGAUCGGCUUAAGGUAGUAGUCGUGCUACAGUAUGAAAUUUUAAGAAAGAGUAGGUACCACAAUAUACACAAAGUGGAAAUAACCAAAAUAUUAUAAGGCUAAUAAAAUAUUACAAUUACUACAUAGAGCAUAUACUUUCCAUGUUAAUGACCUGAACUAUAAUUAAAGUUAUCUCGAAUUAGAGAAGGUCAAUCGACUUCAAAUUUUGAAGAUAUUAUAAUUUCCUUAAUACUGAAAUUUAGAAUCCAUGCCCAUCGCACGACAGCUACCCUUAAAUUACUUGGUUUAUUUGUACGAAUAAUUAUUUCUCUGUUUUGUUGAGGUAAUUGUUUCUGGUUGUAAUUGAUGUUAUUUGUGUUGUGGGUUUUGCUAUUAUUGUUGAAAUUUAUAUUAGGCUAAUGAUAUUAUAAUGAGCUACCAAUAAAUGUAGAGAGAUGACUAUUCGCACAAAUACACCAACUAAAUUAAGCCGACCCUGUAAGUUUGCCCAUUUUAUGUAGGU